Molecule: messenger RNA, 4500 nt
Organism: Venturia canescens
Lineage: Eukaryota; Metazoa; Arthropoda; Insecta; Hymenoptera; Ichneumonidae
Gene: Cand1
Product: Cullin-associated and neddylation-dissociated 1
Exons: 9
Coding region: 333-4043 (1236 amino acids)
Biological process (GO): SCF complex assembly; protein ubiquitination
Cellular component (GO): nucleus
Source: RefSeq, a predicted model, not a curated record
UAAGAAAUAGAGAGCAUAGAGCAGCAGUGGUUACCGAAAUGCUACCGGUUCUGUGAUGUUUCAAUGAAAAUAAAAAUACGAAAUAGUCCAGUAAAUUUAAAGUCAAAUAAAAGGUCGUAACGAGAAGGAAAAUUCUGCGAACAAUUAUCGUGCCCAAACCAAAGAAGCGAAUCCGUGCUUUUUUUUCGUUUACACGGUGCGUUCAAACCGCAAAAUAUUCCUUGGGGCUCGUUUUCCCCUUCCCCAUCUCUACCAUCAAUCUCGCGUACGCUGUGCACGAAAGUUGACUGAUAAAUCAGCCGGCCAUCCGAAAAUACACAGAAGUCGCAAUCAUGGCCAGUGUUUCGUAUCAAAUUGCCAAUCUGCUGGAAAAGAUGACCUCCAGCGACAAAGACUUCAGAUUCAUGGCGACUAACGAUCUCAUGAGUGAGCUACAAAAAGACAGCAUCAAACUUGAUGAUGACUCGGAGAGAAAAGUUGUUAAGAUGUUGCUACGCUUACUCGAAGACAAAAAUGGGGAAGUUCAGAAUCUUGCUGUUAAAUGUUUGGGUCCGCUAGUUAAUAAGGUGAAGGAGUAUCAGGUUGAGACAAUAGUGGAUGCCUUGUGUACGAAUAUGGUCUCGCACAAAGAACAGCUGAGGGACAUAUCGAGUAUAGGCCUAAAAACAGUUAUUUCCGAGCUCCCUCUGGGAUCAAGCGAUUUGGCAGAAAAUGUAUGCAAAAGGAUAACUGGACGAUUGAGCACUGCAAUUGAAAAGCAAGAAGACGUAUCUGUGCAACUCGAAGCUUUGGACAUCGUGGCAGAUUUGCUCUCACGAUUUGGUUCGUUACUUGUAACGUUUCAUCCGAUGAUAUUAACGGCUCUGUUGCCGCAACUGUCGUCGCCACGGCAGGCUGUUCGCAAGCGUACAAUCGUAGCACUGAGUCACCUUUUGACAUCGAGUAACAAUUAUUUGUACAAGAAGCUAUUGGAUCAUUUGUUGGAGGGUUUGACAACGCAGAAAGUGAAGAACGUAAUUCGCACUUACAUUCAGUGCAUCGCGGCGAUAUGCCGACAGGCCGGUCACCGUUUUGGCGAGCAAAUCGAGCGUGUAAUGCCGCUAAUAGUUCAAUACAGUAACGAGGAUGACGACGAGCUACGAGAGUAUUGUUUGCAAGCGUUCGAAGCGUUCGUUCAUCGUUGUCCAAAAGAAAUAACACCUCACAUAAACAAAAUCAUAGAGAUUUGUUUGUUAUACAUAACGUACGAUCCGAACUACAAUUACGACGACGACAUAAACGACGGUUUGGACAACGACGGUAUAGUAAUGGAGACGGAGGAGGACGGUGACGAGGACGCCGAGGAUGAGUAUUCGGACGACGAUGAUAUGAGCUGGAAAGUACGUCGCGCUGCAGCUAAAUGUCUCGAAGCUGUUGUCUCGAGUAGACGUGAAUUACUCUCGGAGCUUUACAAAGUCGUGUCACCAGCUUUGAUCGCUAGAUUCAAAGAACGCGAGGAAAACGUUAAAUCCGAUAUUUUUCACGCUUAUAUCGCACUCCUGAGACAAACGAGAACGUCUUCCGGAGUAGCCCUCGAUCCAGAUUCAAUGGAAGAUGAAGAAGGACCGAUAUCGUUGCUCCAACAACAAGUUCCCUUAAUCGUCAAAGCUGUACAUCGCCAAAUGAAAGAGAAAAGCAUUAAAACUCGACAAGACUGUUUCUCCUUGCUGAAAGAGCUCGUGACCGUUUUACCUGGUGCAUUGACAAAUCACAUUCCAGCUUUGAUACCCGGAAUCCAGUACAGCCUUGGGGACAAGAAUUCUUCUUCGAACAUGAAGAUCGACACACUAGCAUUUAUUCAUACUUUACUCGUAACCCAUCCGCCGGAAGCAUUUCACGCUCACAUGUCGGUCAUAGCGCCACCGAUAAUAGCCGCCGUAGGCGAUCCUUUCUACAAAAUAACCGCGGAGGCUCUCCUCGUGCUGCAACAACUGGUGCAAGUAAUAAGGCCUCACAACGGGCCUAUCGAUCCAAAUUUCGCUGCUCUACCAGCUCAGAUUUAUCAGUGUACGUUGUUGCGUUUGAAAACUGCCGACAUUGAUCAAGAAGUCAAGGAGCGGGCUAUCGCUUGUAUGGGACAGAUAUUGGCGCAUUUGGGUGACAGCCUUUACGAAGAAUUCCCCGUUUGUCUGCCGAUUUUCCUCGACCGAUUGCGCAACGAAAUAACGAGAUUAACCACUGUCAAGGCACUCACUUGCAUUGCCGCCUCGCCUUUGGUCGUCGAUCUCGAACCUAUAAUGGAAGAAGCAAUACCGAUUCUCGGUUCUUUUUUGCGAAAAAAUCAACGCGCUUUGAAACUCUGCUCGUUGACCCUCCUCGAUACCCUCGUGCGAUCAUUCAGUUCAGCUCUCCAUGCCGAUAUGCUUGACAAAGUUACCGAAGAACUGCCGGCUCUGCUCAACGAAUCCGAUCUUCACAUCGCCCAAUUAACUCUGACACUGCUCACGACCAUCGCCAAAUUACAUCCAGCCGCUUUGACCAAUAUUUCUGAAAAUAUAUUGCCAGAAAUUUUCGUCCUCGUUAAAUCUUCGCUGCUCCAAGGCGCCGCACUGAAUUCCAUGCUCGAAUUCUUUCAGGCCCUCGUUCAAGCCGGCAUACCCGAUCUCGGUUACCGAGAGCUACUUUCGUUGCUCGUUGCUCCUGUAACCCAACAGAAUGUUCUUCACAAGCAGGCCUAUCAUUCCCUAGCCAAAUGCGCAGCUGCGAUCACGAUAACGUGGCACCAAGAAGCCCACAACGUCGUUGAACAGUUCAUCAAAGACGUUCAAAGUCCUCAAAGCGACUCGCAACAUAUUUUCGCUCUUUUGGUCAUCGGUGAAAUCGGCCGACACGUCGAUCUCAGUGGCAUACCAUCCCUCAAACACGUCAUACUCAACUCCUUCUCGUCACACUCCGAAGAAGUUAAGUCAGCCGCUAGUUACACACUUGGCAGUAUCGCCGUUGGAAAUUUGCCUGAAUAUCUACCUUUCAUACUCAAAGAAAUCGAGGCACAACCCAAAAGACAGUAUCUCGUUUUACACUCCCUCAAAGAGAUCAUCACUUGCCAAUCGAGCAGUCCUUCCGGUGUCUCGCAUCUCCAAAACUUCAUCCCUGCCAUCUGGAUGCUCCUCUAUAUGCACGCCGAAUGCACCGAAGAAGGCACUCGCAAUGUCGUUGCCGAAUGUCUUGGAAAAUUAACUCUCAUUGAUCCAGCUACUCUUCUGCCGAGGCUUCAACAGUCCCUGAAAUCGCCAUCACCCCUCAUGAGAACUACCACUGUCACCGCGGUUAAAUUCACAAUAUCCGAUCAGCCCCAACCAAUCGACGCCAUGUUAAAACAAUGUAUGGGAAGUUUCCUAGCUGCUCUCGAGGACCCUGACCUCAACGUAAGAAGGGUAGCUCUCGUUGCAUUUAAUUCAGCAGCUCAUAACAAACCUAUGCUGAUCAGAGAUCUUCUUGACUCCGUACUACCACAACUUUACACCGAGACUCGUACAAAGAGAGAAUUAAUCAGAGAAGUGGAAAUGGGACCUUUCAAACACACGGUCGACGAUGGCCUCGAUCUGCGAAAAGCUGCCUUUGAGUGUAUGUACACACUCCUCGAUUCCUGCCUCGACAGGCUCGAUGUCUUCAAAUUUUUGAACCACGUGGAAAAUGGUCUGCGAGAUCAUUACGACAUUAAAAUGCUGACGUAUCUUAUGACAGCACGACUUGCACAGUUGUGUCCCACAGCUGUAUUACAGAGGCUGGAAAGACUGGUCGAACCCUUGAAAAACACGUGCACGAUGAAAGUAAAAGCGAACUCAGUUAAACAGGAAUACGAAAAACAAGACGAACUCAAACGUUCCGCGCUCAGAGCUGUUGCAGCUUUGUUGACGAUACCGGAAGCAGAUAAAAACCGAUCGUUGAGCGAAUUCGUGGCGCAGAUCAAAGCCACGCCGGAGCUACAGCCACUCUUCGAGGUUAUUCAGAAAGAUUGCCCGGGCAGUAAUAUAAAUGAAACGAAUAUAAUGGAUCAAAGCUAAAGAUAAUAAAACAACGGAGGAGUAAUUGCACGUAACGAAACACGCGAGAGUCAUAUAUUCCGGUACGCGGUCGAGCCUCCAUCCGUCAUAAAUGUUUUUUCUCGUCUGCCGCACAUAACUUAUCGUCCCGCUUUUUCGAGGACCGGAACAACGAGCGAAUCCGCGAGUUUCUCUUUUCAAACCCGCUAAUGGUGACUACAAAAUGAAAAGAUGCUGUGAUGACGCCUCCAGAAAUAGCAAAUGAGCUAAAACUUGUGAAAAAUUAUAAAAAUUCCUGAGAUUUUUUACGUCCUCCGAUCCGUCGAUAUUUCGCAGGGAAACUGAAAUUCGUUAAAUUAUAAAAACAUUCACGUUUUACACACCGUUUCGAUACUGCGCAAAAAGGAAAAAAACAUCGCAAUACUGCACGAGACAAGAACGACGCUUGUGUAAAAUAAAAUAAAAAUCCAAACUAAAA